This is a messenger RNA of Apodemus sylvaticus (European woodmouse), 4200 nucleotides long. RefSeq names its product N-acetyllactosaminide beta-1,6-N-acetylglucosaminyl-transferase-like. The record is from RefSeq and is a predicted model, not a curated record. Gene Ontology annotation, molecular function: acetylglucosaminyltransferase activity. Gene Ontology annotation, biological process: transforming growth factor beta receptor signaling pathway. Gene Ontology annotation, cellular component: membrane. Lineage: Eukaryota; Metazoa; Chordata; Mammalia; Rodentia; Muridae.
GCUGUAGCCCUCUACCCUCCCCUAAAAGCGAGGCCAGAAAACAGAGCCACCUCUUCUAGGAGACGAGGGGUGUUCGCGAGAGAAAAGAGCAGCUUAGCGGGACAGAGGGGAGGUGGGUGGAGCUGACGCUUGAGACAGUCGGUUCCAGGUCCGGCCACUCUGUUCCAGAACGCAGCCUGCUGGAGGCACCUCUAGCCUUUCGUAUGCAAACGAAGAGGUUUCCCCCGGCUGGGCGGGGCUGAGCCUCUGCCGCCAGGGAUUCGGCUCCUGGGGGCUUCCAAGCUUCAGAUGCGAGCGAGCGGUGGGAAAGCUGCCGAACUCCAGCGGGUCCCGGAGGAUGGACCAGACUCGGACGCACUGGAGACCCACGCCUUGAGAACUGGGGAGCGCGAGCCCGCAUCUGUGCCGGAGAAGCCGGCGAAUCCGGAGGAGCCAGGUCCGCCUCUCGCGCCUGGCCUUUCAGAACUGUGGUCACUUCUCAGUCUCCCGUGAUAAUUCUUCCUGCCUGGAACUGAAAAUAAUGAACCUAUGCGUGAAAGUUUUCGCUUUCACUGCGCUCAGCGUGGUGGGGUUUGUGGUUUUUUAUCACAGCCAGCUAAGCCUCCCCAACCUCUACCAGCCGCUCAACAGCUCCAGCGACAGGACGUCUGUCAUCGCCUGUGAUUACGGCUUGCAAAAUCAUACGUUUUUCUUGACGGGGAACACUUCACCACCUCCUUUAGAAAGAGUCUCCUGUCCUCAGUACCUGAUCCAGAGCCACUAUAUUACCAGUCCCUUGUCUGAAGAAGAGGCUGGCUUUCCCCUGGCCUACAUCAUGGUAAUCCACAAAGACUUUAACACCUUUGAAAGGCUCUUCAGGGCCAUUUACAUGCCCCAGAACGUCUACUGUGUGCACGUGGAUAGUAAGGCGACAGAGACCUUCAAAGAAGCAGUGCGGCAGUUACUAAGCUGUUUCCCCAAUGCUUUCCUGGCCUCUAAGGUGGAGCGGGUGGUCUACGGUGGCUUCUCCCGGCUCCAGGCUGAUCUGAACUGCAUGAAAGAUCUGGUAGCCUCCAAGGUCCCUUGGAAAUACGUCCUCAACACCUGCGGGCAGGACUUCCCUUUGAAAACCAACAAGGAAAUAGUUAACCAUCUGAAAAGAUUUAAGGGGAAAAACAUCACUCCGGGGGUGCUGCCUCCCGAGCACGCAGUUGUACGGACUAAAUAUGUCCACCUAGAGCGGAAAGGCAAAAGCGGAUAUUUUAUGCAAAAAACAAAUACUUUGAAGACUCCACCGCCACACCAACUGAUCAUCUACUUCGGCACUGCCUACGUGGCCCUCACCUGGGACUUUGUCAACUUUAUCCUGAAUGACGAAAGGGCCAUUGGUCUCCUAGAGUGGUCUAAAGAUACCUAUAGCCCCGAUGAACAUUUUUGGGUGACACUCAAUAGGAUUCCAGGAGUCCCUGGCGCCAUGCCCAAUGCAUCCUGGACGGGUAACCUCAGAGCUGUGAAGUGGAUGGACAUGGAAGCUAAACACGGAGGCUGCCACGGUCACUACGUACAUGACAUUUGCAUCUAUGGAAACGGAGACUUGCAGUGGCUAAUUAAUUCGCAAAGCCUGUUUGCUAACAAGUUUGAACUCAACAGAUACCCUCUUACUGUGGAAUGCCUGGAACUGAGGCUUCGCGAAAGAACGCUCAACCAGAGCGAAAUCGCCAUACAGCCCAGCUGGUAUUUCUGAUCGGCAGCAGCUCUGGCCUGGACGGAAAUUGAAGAUGCAAAGACGAAUCUUCUUUUCCAAGAGACUCUUGUCUUGGCUAUGCUGAAGGCUUUUUCGAAAAGAUGGUUUCAGGAAACCGUCAGGACGCUGCUCUGCUUGCAAUGUCCACUGAGCACUGAUACAUUUGACAUUUGACAGGAUGGCCAUUUAUUUGAAUGUAUUCUUUUCUCACCAAUGCCCCCCCCUUACUCCUCCUCCUCUUUUCCAUUCUUUUUUAAAAGAUAGGUAGGGUCUUGCUAUAGAUCCCUGGCAAGCCUGCUUCUUGUCAGGUAGCCCAGGAUAGCCUUGAACUCUAAUCAGUCCUCCCACCUUGGCCUCCUAAGGGCUGCUAAUACAAGUGUGGACAACCACACCUGACUCUGACAUCUGGCGGUCACUUGACCCUCAUCUGCAUCUCUGUCUGCUAGGUGGUCGGUGACAAAUUCAAAUGCAUCAGAUCUCUGUGCCAGAUACUCAUAUUAGUAUAUCCUGUUAGAAAGGAGAAUGGUGGACAAUACUGCCUGAGAAAAAGCAAAACUUAUUUGAGAAGGAAGCUCUUUCCAAAUUCCCAGCAACUACAUUCUCAGGCACACAUAGGCACAGAGACAGCUUUCUAAAGAGCUGAGGAACUAUCUACCGUUCAGUGUCAGAAGUCUUUGACUGACAUUUGGGCAGAGCUAGGCUCCAUCUCCAGCACAGGUCUUGUGAACAACGACGUUUUCAGUUUACUUGAGUCUGAAGCUCUGCCGACAGUACAAAGCCAUUAACAAGCUACCAACAGCAUGUGCCCAAAAGACAGGAGGUGGCUUCAGGAAGAGGACCUCAGGGAUGCCGGACAUUUCCGUGUUCUAUUCCAGAAUGUUCUCUUUUUUCCAGAGAACACUGGAACAUCCUCACAGGAAUGAAGGAAUUUUUUCUUUCCCACAGGAAAGGUGCUACUGUGUGGGUCUGGGACCUGUGAAUGACUCGCUUCUGGGGUUUCAUUUCUAUAUGAGAGAUGGGGACCUGGUUCUGUUGUACACAUCUUUAGCUUGCAAUGACUGGUGCUGACUGGAGCACCUGGAUCCCUAAGAGGUUUUCAUGACAGGUGGACCUCUGUGUCAAUAUUCCUGUUCCCUCAUUCAUCCAUCCAUCCAUUCAUUCAUUCAUUCAUUCAUCCAUUCAUCAGCCUGCAUUCAGCAAACGCCUCUUGAGUGCCUGUGAUCCUGCAGAUACACAUGAGGGAGGCAAGACAGACACUUUCUCUACUGUAAAACUCUGGGAAGUAGCUAACAGUCUUUGAGACCCUGCUAUAGAGCCUUACAAAAUGGCUACGCUUUGCACAUACCCUGGCCUGGCUAUAUUACAUCAGGCCUUAGAUAUCAGCAAUGUAUUCAUUAAUAGAUUAAUCCGGAGACAAGGAGGAAGGAGGAAACAAAAGCUAAAGCCUCUGGUGUCUCCAACCAACUCCUUCUUAUAUCGUUUUACUCAAAGGUCACACAAACAUGCGCGCCUCUCUCGUGGGUUCCAUGAGUGCCUGCGUCUUCCAGAUGAUGUAACAAAAGCCUUAGGAUGGUCCGUGAUCACCAGGAAGCAAAUUCUAAGAAUUCAGGUUGUCUUUCUGAUUCUCUCAUUUCUUAGGGAUAUGGGGAGAAGAUAAAAUAAAGCCAUGCUCAGUAUCUCCUGAGAAGGUGGAGUUUAAGAAUGGUCUCAGUGUUAUUAAUGAGGAAAGGUUCUGCCAUUCAGAAAAACAUGAGGUCAGGACUCAGUGGGUGGGGGUGCUUGCCGCCAAGCCUGACGACCUGAGUUCAAUUCCUGGGUCCCACGUGAUGGAGGAAGAGAGUCCACAGCCACGAGGAACUCUCCAACCUCCACAUGCGUGUCCUUGCACCUGGGUACCACCCCCACCAUAUACACACACAUGUAGUUUUUAAAAUGUGAUUUUCUUUACUAGUGCUUUUGCAUUUAGAAAUAUUUAUUUAUUCUAAUGGGAACCAAAACCCCACUUGCUUUAAAUGACAUCACUUACCACAGUUUCAUUCUUGUGCUGUAAUUGUACUUACUGAAUGUUACUCAUCUUUAAAGGGAAUCUCUUCAUGUAAAACCUCCUUGUCUCUUCUACUGAAAAAUAAAAUGGGCUUGUAUUGGGUUAUAAAGGGUUGAGAGGUAGGAAGCGCUUGGUCAAGGCGAAGUCUGAAACCAGUCUCUUUUUGAUUUGUUAUUUGGAUGAGAGCACCUGAAGACUGACGUUUUACACUGGAUCGAGAUCUCAUGGAAAAUGAGACAUUCUUUUUCUGGAGAAGUUUACAUGCCCACUGUUGGUCACCUCUUUACUGUAAAUACUAUUAGGAAGACAGUAGUAUUUGCACUAGUGAGCUAUCAGGGAUUGUACAUGUAUCUACUGUGCCCACGUUGGUUUCUCGGAUGUCUUCUGUUUUUGUUUCUUUGGAAAUAAAUUAAUAUAUUGUUUUCCACCUUCA